Messenger RNA from Macadamia integrifolia, 903 nucleotides. RefSeq lists its product as uncharacterized. The record is from RefSeq and is a predicted model, not a curated record. NCBI's taxonomy places the organism in Eukaryota, Viridiplantae, Streptophyta, Magnoliopsida, Proteales, Proteaceae. The coding region runs from base 1 to 903 and encodes 300 amino acids. The transcript is spliced from 2 exons.
AUGUCUAAGAGCCCUCUCGCAGUCACAGGGGAUGAUCCAGGAGGUGGCUUCCCGCCAGAUAGGGGAAGGCAACUCCAGUUAACGGACUUUUGGAAGGCUCAACCUCCCAUGGAGCAGGCGGUUUUGGAUGGGGGAAAGGAUCCUUCUUUUGCUGCAAAUAAAUCCUUUGCCUCCAUUGUUGGUUCUGAUACCGAAGCUUCUGCAAAAGUGACCGCCCCAGCUGAUCAAAUACCACACAAAUCUUAUGCGAAUGUGGAGGCUUACGAGGAUAGAUUAAUCAAAUAUCGAUUUGCCCUGAUUGGUAGAAUCAAUUUUCGUUUUCUUUCCCUGGAUGAUGUUCGUAGAGAAGCCCGUGACUCCUGGAAACUGAAAGGUAAAGUGAAGAUGAUACCCAUGGGUAAGGGCUUCAUGAUCUUCCAAUUUGAGUCUGAGCAUGACAUGGCCCAGAUGUUGAAGAGAAGCCCUGUGAAGAUUGGAGGUCAACUCGUUCGGUUUCAAAGAUGGCGUCCAGAUUUUAGCCUCCAUGAAAAAUUGAUCAAUAAGGUCCUGGUUUGGGUGCAAUUUCCAGAUCUUCCUCUAGAAUAUUGGCAUGAAAAGGUCUUAUUGACAAUGGCCAAGGCGGUAGGGAGGUCAAUUGUUCUGGUGGAGAUGGCAGUGGGGGUUCCGAGGCUGGAGGAAAUCCAAGUUGAAUGCAAACAGCCUGGGACUCAAACUUUGUUCUGGUUCAAGCAGCAGUUGAUCUACGAGGAUUCAUUGGCGAAAUGCAGUUUCUGUAAAAAACUGGGGCACCAAGUUCAUGCCUGUCGAGAAAAGAAGGCCUAUGACCAGCGGUUGAAUGCCCGAGACAAGGUAGGGAUACCAGGGCCGGUGUAUGAAGAAGACAGUCAACUCGGGAACGAGUAA